UUUGACUCCCCAACCCUCUCAGCCCUGGUCAACCUCACUGUUUAUGAGUUGCCGUCACAACUCGUCAUCCAGGACUGGGAGCGGAAGCCUGUGUUGGAGGGAAUGUUGGGCCCGUUGAUGGAGGGGCACAAACUCACCCUCUACUGCGUCGCUGCAGGAGGCCGACCCCCUCCUCGGGUGUCAUGGUGGUCAGGAACGACGCUGCUGGCGGACCGAAGUUUCGUGAUCGGUCACGACGGGACGAUUUUAUCUUCACAAGAGAUAGACGUGACCGUCAGAAACACGAUGAGUUAUGAUGCAGGCAAACAGGUGCCGGGCCUCGGGCUGAGAGAGGGCAGUGGACCGCCCUAUGUGGUGACCGAACUCAUCAUCCCAUCGCUGACCCGCGACCACACCAACUUCUCCUGUAGCGCCAGUAACACCAACCUCACAGCGCCCAUCGUCAGGACCGUCGCUCUCACUGUUUAUUUGCACCCGACGCAUGUGAAAAUCUCGAGCGCGACGCACGAGGCGCUGCAGGAGGGGCGGGAGGCGCGGUUGGACUGCGAGGCGGAGGGCGCUUGGCCGGCGACCAAUAUCACCUGGAGCAAGACGGUCGCCGGCACCACGGAGCAACUCCCUUCUACGAUGCAGCAGGCUGAGGGCAGGUCGGUAUCUCGACUACGCCUCGUCCCAGAGUUCACCGACCACGGGGCAAAGAUUCUGUGCCGAGCCUUCAAUCCUCACCUACCGGGGCCCGGUGUUGCUACGACUGUCUCACUCAACGUCAAGUUCGCCCCCCGAGUUGGCCUGCACCUGGGCACAAGUCUGGCGGGUCGUCCAAUCAACGAGGCCGAGGACGUCUACUUCGAGUGCGAAGUGCAGAGCAACCCCAGCCCGCGCACCAUCGAGUGGAGGCGAGACGUGAGUACCGCGCAGCCCGCGCACCAUCGAGUGGAGGCGAGACUUCUGCCGGUAUGCGCUGUUGACCCGGUGAUCGUGGCUGUUGGGGAGGGCGAGAAGGUGAAGCUCGAGUGCCGUGUUGAUGCUCAUCCAGUGGACCAGCUGCGGUUCACGUGGUUCUUCAACAACACCUUGGACACGAAAGAGGUUCACAACGCACGAAUAUCCGUGGCGGGAGGCAGUAGCAGCCUGCACUACACCCCUACAACACCCCGGGACUACGGUACCUUGUCGUGCUGGGCCACCAACCAAGUUGGAACUCAAGCCGAACCAUGCACCUUUACUGUCGUAGAGGCUGGUCCCCCCGAGAGCGUGCGCGACUGCAUGCUCGUGAACCACACGCUCGGUGCCCUCGAGGUUCGCUGUGCACCGGGAGGCGAUGGCGGUUCUCCACAGCGGUUCGUGGCAAAAGUUUUCGCGUCGCCCACGCACACGCAACUGGCGACGCUCGAGGCUUCGUUGCCAAAAUUCCACGUGACGGGCCUGGUGCCAGGGCAGGACUACCUCGUCACCAUAACUGCUGUCAACGAUAAGGGGGCCAGUGAACCUCAACAGAUCGACGCCAUCAGGCUCAAGGUGGCAGAAAAGAGGAUGGGGGAAGUGAGUGCCCCCAGCACGUCCCCCCUGGUGGGGGUGUUCCUGGGUCUGGUGGGGGGGUUCCUAGUGCUGCUGCUGGUCGUGGUGCUGCUUACCAGGCGCGCUCGCUCUAAUGGGUCUGUAUGUUCUAAUCAUUCAAUGUAA
Messenger RNA from Hyalella azteca, 1683 nucleotides. RefSeq lists its product as uncharacterized. Gene Ontology annotation, molecular function: protein binding. The annotation marks the transcript as partial. The record is from RefSeq and is a predicted model, not a curated record. Lineage: Eukaryota; Metazoa; Arthropoda; Malacostraca; Amphipoda; Hyalellidae. The transcript has 10 exons.